Messenger RNA from Phycodurus eques (leafy seadragon), 2764 nucleotides. It is a transcript of the gene gfm2, whose product is annotated as GTP dependent ribosome recycling factor mitochondrial 2. The transcript has 20 exons. Gene Ontology annotation, molecular function: GTP binding; translation elongation factor activity; GTPase activity. Gene Ontology annotation, cellular component: mitochondrion. Lineage: Eukaryota; Metazoa; Chordata; Actinopteri; Syngnathiformes; Syngnathidae. Bases 175 to 2418 code for a protein of 747 amino acids. The record is from RefSeq and is a predicted model, not a curated record. Gene Ontology annotation, biological process: mitochondrial translation; ribosome disassembly.
AAUAGAAAUUUGACUUUUGAUAAACUGGAAUGGUGCGUUCAGUGUAAAUGUUUUUAAUUUUCGACCAGAAUACGUCAUUAAAAUAUCAGUCCAGGUUUAAAUAAUCCUUCUUUUGAAGAAUGACAAGGCGGUCAAACGGAUAAUAUUACGCGGGCGUCAUUGGCUAUUUAAAGGAUGAUUUGGGAAAAGUAUUUCUUGGUACUGCGGUGCUGCAGAUGGAGCGCGAGUAGGUUUCUCAAGAGGAAUUACAGCUUUCUUCCUGGUGAUGACGUGAAAUCUCUGCGGUCUGUGAUCAGCCCGGAUGUGUCCAAGAUCCGCAACAUCGGCAUCAUGGCCCACAUCGACGCGGGAAAGACGACGACCACGGAGAGGAUGCUUUACUACGCCGGCUACAUCAGAGCGCUGGGAGACGUGGACGACGGCGACACGGUGACGGACUUCAUGGCUCAAGAGCGGGAGCGCGGGAUCACCAUCCAGUCGGCGGCGGUGACCUUUGACUGGAAGGGUCACAGGAUCAACCUGAUAGACACGCCGGGUCACGUGGACUUUACUCUGGAGGUGGAACGGGCUCUUCGGGUUCUGGACGGGGCCGUCGCCGUGUUUGAUGCGUCUGCCGGCGUCGAGGCUCAGACUGUGACCGUGUGGAGGCAGGCGGCGAAGCAUCACGUCCCGUGCGUUUGCUUCCUGAACAAGAUGGACAAGCCCGCAGCCGACCUCAAUUUCUCCUUGGAGAGCAUCAGGCAGAAGCUGAAAGCCAAUCCGGUCCUCCUUCAGAUUCCUGUCGGCAGAGGCAGGAACUUCUCCGGUGUGAUCGACCUGUUGACCAAUCAGAGGCUGACGUGGGAGCCGACGGACGACGGGCGCGCUUUUGAAACCAGACGCCUUAGCGAGUCCCAGCAGGAGGAAGCGGCACUCCUGCGGGAAGUCCGGCAGGCCCGAAUGGCUUUAAUUGAGCAGGUUGCAGAUCUGGAUGAUGAGUUUGCCGAACUGCUGCUGAGCGACUUCAGUGACAAUUUUGACGCUGUCCCUUACAUUAAACUCCGAGAGGCGGUGCGGCGGCUCACUCUGGCCCGUAAAGGCGUCCCGGUGCUCUGCGGAAGCUCUUUACGCAACAAAGGCGUUCAACCGCUCCUGGACGCCAUCACCGCCUUCCUGCCGGCCCCCGACGAAAGGCCCCACGACCUGGUGCGCUGGUACAAGGACGACUUGUGCGCUCUGGCCUUCAAGGUUCUCCACGACAAGCAGCGCGGCCCGCUUGUUUUCCUUCGGAUCUACUCGGGAACGCUGAGAGCGCAGACGGCGAUGCACAACAUCAACAGGAACAGCACCGAAAGGUUGAGCAGACUGCUGGUGCCUUUUGCCGACCAACACGUGCAAAUCCCCUCGAUGACGGCGGGAAACAUCGCCCUCGCUGUCGGACUCAAGCAGACGGUAACUGGCGACACCGUCGUCUCCUCCAAAGCGUCGGCCGCCGCCGCCGCCCGCCGAGCGCAGACCGACGGCCGGACCGGCGCGGUCCUCUCCGGGGUGGAGGUCCCCGACCCCGUCUUCUUCUGCACCAUCGAGCCCCCCACCGUGGCCAAACAGGCCGAUCUUGAGAAUGCGCUGAACAAUCUCCAGAGAGAAGACCCCAGUCUGAAAGUCCGGAUUGACCCGGAUUCCGGACAGACUAUUUUGUGCGGCAUGGGAGAGCUGCACAUCGAGAUCAUCCACGAUCGAAUCCGGAGGGAGUACGGCAUCGAGACCCACCUGGGCCCGCUGCGGGUGGCGUACCGGGAGACCGUCCUCCACCGGGCCGCCGCCGUCGACACGCUGGACCGCGCGGUGGGCGAGAGGCGACACGUGGUGACGGUGGAGCUGGCCGUCCGACCCGACCGCGACCGCGCCGACGGGUCCCGUCGAGUGACGUUCGCGGAGGAAGCCGCCGGGACCUUGUCGGAAGGUAUGAGGGAGGCGGUGGAGAACGGAGUGCACAGCUCCUACCUCCAAGGUCCAUUGCUGGGCUCCCCUCUACAGGGCGUGUCCACUCUGAUCCAACGCGUCCACAUGGAAGCGGGAACUUCUCCGGCCAUGGUUUCCGCCUGCGCGUCUCGUUGCGUGCUGAAGGCUCUGAGGCUGGCCGGAGGGCAGGUUCUGGAGCCCGUCAUGUCCAUGGAGGUGACGGUGGAGGAGCAACACCUGGGCGCCGUGCUGGGCGACCUGGCGCAGAGGCGAGGCACGGUCCGGGACAUCCGCAGUCGGCAGGACGACAAGGUGCUGCUGGCCGGCGUGCCCUUGGCGGAGACCAGGGACUAUUCCACAGUCCUGCGAACAUUGACCUCGGGGAAGGCCACCUUCUCCUUGGAGCUCGACACGUACGAGGCCAUGAGCGAGCACGAGCAGAACACGCUGCUGAAGCGAAUGGCCGGCUUGCUGUGAUUGGCUGCUGAUUUGGACCGAAGGCGUGGCUACAAGAACCUUCUAUGACUCUGGACUUGAGUCAGGGUUUCCAUGCGAGAGGAAGCCGAAGCACCCGCAGAACACCCGCUCGAGCAUCAACUGCACACAGGAGGCCGGAUUUGAACCCACUACCUCCAAACUGUGAGGCAGACGUGCUAACCGCUCACUUGAAGUGCUUUUAAUGAUCGUAAUAAAAAAAAAAAGAACGGUAUACAGAGUCAAUUUGUCAGCAUUUAUAUUCAGUCUUACAAAAAUGACAAAAGAGUGCAUUGAUCAGAGAGCGCGUGUGUGUAUUCAAAAAUAAAAAGGUGCCUUCAUUAUGCGA